Notothenia coriiceps (black rockcod) is the source of this 2479-nucleotide messenger RNA. Its product is annotated as 1-phosphatidylinositol 4,5-bisphosphate phosphodiesterase eta-1-like. The transcript has 17 exons. Lineage: Eukaryota; Metazoa; Chordata; Actinopteri; Perciformes; Nototheniidae. Gene Ontology annotation, cellular component: cytoplasm. Gene Ontology annotation, biological process: release of sequestered calcium ion into cytosol; phosphatidylinositol metabolic process; phosphatidylinositol-mediated signaling. Gene Ontology annotation, molecular function: phosphatidylinositol-4,5-bisphosphate phospholipase C activity; calcium ion binding. The record is from RefSeq and is a predicted model, not a curated record. The annotation marks the transcript as partial.
UGAGCUGGAUAUCUGGAUUCCGCAGCCGUUCCACGCCGAGGUCCCGGCUGACUGGUGGGACAGCGAGGCCGACAAAUCCCUGCUGCUCGGAGUCUUCAAACACGUGGAGCGAUGCAUGGGCGUGAUGCAGUCGGGGACGCAGAUGGUGAAGCUGAAGGCAGGAUCCAAAGGGCUGGUGAGACUCUUCUACCUGGAUGAUCAUCGCUCCUGCAUCCGCUGGAGGCCCUCACGCAAGAGUGAGAAGGCCAAGAUCACCAUUGACUCACUGUACAAAGUGACUGAGGGCGGUCAAUCGGACAUUUUCCAUCGUCAUGCCGACAGCAGCCUCGACCCGACCUGCUGUUUCACCGUGUAUCAUGGAAACCACAUGGAGUCCCUCGAUCUGGUGACCACAAAUGCAGAAGAAGCCAGGACCUGGAUCACUGGCCUCCGUUACCUUAUGGCUGGGAUCAGUGAUGAAGACUCGCUGGCCAAACGACAGCGCACACACGACCAGUGGCUAAAGCAGACGUUUGAAGAGGCCGAUAAGAACGGAGACGGUUUCCUGAACAUUGAAGAAAUAUACCAACUUCUCCACAAGCUGAAUGUCAAUCUGCCACGGAGGAAGGUCAAACAAAUGUUCCAGGAAGCAGACACUGACGAUCAGCAGGGCACGCUGACCUAUGAAGAGUUCUCUGUCUUCUACAAGAUGAUGUCUCUGCGACGGGACCUGUUCCUGCUGAUGAUGGCGUACAGUGACAGGAAGGAUCACCUGACAACAGAGGAGCUAGCCAACUUACUGCGUAACGAGCAGAAGAUGGCCAAUGUGACUCCAGAGUAUGUGGCCGAAAUCAUUGACAAGUUUGAGAGGUCUGAUGAGAACAAACAAAGAGGCGUCAUAGGGAUUGAAGGUUUUACAAGUUUCAUGCGCAGUCCAACGUGUGACAUUUUCAACCCUUUGCACCACGAGGUGAACCAAGACAUGGACCAGCCUCUUUGUAACUAUUUCAUCGCCUCCUCUCAUAACACAUACCUGACUGGAGACCAGCUUCUCUCCCACUCCAAGACCGACAUGUAUGCCUGGGUGCUGCAGUCCGGCUGCCGCUGCGUAGAAGUAGACUGUUGGGACGGACCUGAUGGAGAGCCGAUGGUCCAACACGGAUACACUCUGACCUCCAAGAUACCUUUCAAGUCUGUCAUAGCGACCAUCAAUAAAUAUGCCUUCAUUAAUAACCAGUAUCCAGUAAUUCUGUCCAUAGAGAACCACUGUAGCAUCCAGCAGCAGAAGAAGAUUGCUCAGUACCUGCGAGAAAUCUUUGGAGACAAACUGGACGUGAGAGAUGCCCUGAGCAGGGACUCAAAAACAUUACCCAGUCCUCAGAGCCUGCAGGGCAAGAUCCUCAUCAAAGGGAAAAGUCUCCCUGCCUAUCUGUCUGCGGACGCCGAGGAAGGGGAAGUGUCUGAUGAUGACAGCGCUGAUGAAAUUGAGGACGACUUCAAGCUUAAGAGUAGCAAUGGGAACGGUAAUCACCAGGUGGAGUCGGACAUCAGAAAGAAACUGGACUCUCUACUGAAAGAAUCUCGAAUCGGAGACAAGGAAGACACUGACAGUUUCAGCAUCCGUGCUCUGCUCCGGGCUACGCAUCAGGGCCUUCAGAAGAACCUGCGGCAGGGCUCCAAAGGGGUUCUGAAGAAAUCUCAAAGCAGAUCCUUACUCACGACGCUCAAACAGAAGAGGCACUCCAAAUCCAGGCUGUCAUGCCAAAGCGUGGACAAAGAGGAGGAUGUUCAGGAGACUGGGACCAGGAGGGAGGCCGGAGGACAGUUCAACAGGGGUGGAAGGAAGAGGAAGACGAUGAAACUGAGUAGAGAUCUGUCAAACCUGGUGGUGUUCACCAACUCUGUUGCCUCACAGGAGUGCCUAAAUCAAGGCACUCCAGGUGACGUUCUGUCCUUCAGCGAGACCAGAGCGCAAUCUCUGGUCAAUCACAGAGCCGAACAGUUCCUGGCUUUUAACCAGAGGCAGCUGUCACGGAUUUAUCCCUCAGCCUAUCGCAUCGACUCGUCCAAUUUCAACCCCCAGUUCUACUGGAACGUGGGCUGUCAGUUGGGUGGGACGAAAUCAGCCUACUUUCUUGCUCACGAGAAAGUACGCAGAUUAGAACCCCCCGGGCUGAAGCAGAGGGUCUACUGGCUCGAUUGCGCCCUUGGCCAGGAGGAUGGACAACUCUUGGGCCAGAGCCAAGGCCUUCGCCGGAUCACUGACAACUGUCGUUUUGACCCGGCCGGAACUUCAGUUCGUACCCCUGGGUUAAGGUGGAAACCACCCAAGGGUCAGAAGUACAGGCAGCCCAACCACCACUGUAAGCUGGCUGCUGAGUGCGGCUGCUAUUGGGCCCCUGGGCCUGCUGGGAGUGGGCACAGGCCUAUGAAGACCCGAGAGCUGCUGCCUGGUCCGCCUAGCUUGGGCAGCACGCUCCAGUGCCUCCAGGGCAGCUGA